This is a messenger RNA of Rubroshorea leprosula, 1088 nucleotides long. The record is from the annotation of a GenBank genome assembly. NCBI's taxonomy places the organism in Eukaryota, Viridiplantae, Streptophyta, Magnoliopsida, Malvales, Dipterocarpaceae.
AAGUUCUAAUAAGAAAGCAGUGAAAAAUGUUCGCAGGGAAGACGUGAUUCUUCAUGCUUUUGAGAGUGAGAGUGCAUGGCUAGGGAAGGAUCAUCCAGAUUAUUUCUCUAAAAGAGACACUUUGAGUGGUGGGGAUAAUGGUUCUGCCCGAGAAUCACAUAGCAUGUCACAUUCUGGAAAAGAAAAAGAGGAUAUGAGUGACAAAGGGAGUGAAUCUGAAAUGAUUCAGGUUCUGCCCCUGGUUUUAUCACUAUCUAGUGUAUCUUUUGAAGUGCUUAAUCACUUAGGUGCUUCAAGGAUGCAAGUUGUACAGGAAAAGAGGAGAAGAACCCUGAAUGACUCGGAUGAUGAUGGAACUGGAGGAACCAAGCGAAUGAGAGGACUCGAGGAGCUGGGCAUGGGUGUGGUGUCAAAAAUAAAGGUCCAGGCUCAGGCAGUGCUGGAGCAUGUUCAACAAGUUAAUGCUUCAACGCAUGAUUCAAAAACGGGCAACUGCCUUCCUAAUUCAUUUGUAAUGAACUUCCAAGCUCAAAGGGGACAUUCUGACAGCAAGGUUUCUGGAAUAGAUUGCAGUGAAUUAAAGAAAAGUUUGUCCAUGGUAAGUGACAGUAAUAACACAGAGUCUCAAACAUCUGAGGAGCAUCAUAUUCUGGGGAUAGCUGAAAACACUUCAUCUGACAGGUUACUUGAUGUGUCGUUUGUUGGGGAAGAUAAACCCUUUGCAGUUCUCCCUCAUCCCUGCUGGCUUGCUCCACCUCCGUCAACAGCUCACCAAUCACCACCUCAUCUCCUUCGUCGAACAACCACAACAAAGCAGCCUGAUCUCCUUGCUCCACCUUCGUCGAAACCAAGAGUACAUGGUAACAUUUCUGACGAAAGAAAUAUGGACGUCAAGACCAUGGUGCUUGUCGAAGCACUCCAAACACAUGAAGAUGCCAUAGGAGAUGAAAGCCCAUUGCGGAUUCUUUUAGGCACAGUCAAUGCAAAACUUGUUUCGUGGUUGAAAUUGAAGGUCGUGCAACCGUCUCAUGGCCGCCAUCUAAAUCCGAUCUAAACUGGAUUCUUGGAGAUAAAAAAUUGAAGAUAGA